This is a messenger RNA of Daldinia decipiens, 1964 nucleotides long. RefSeq lists its product as uncharacterized. The coding region runs from base 159 to 1445 and encodes 428 amino acids. The transcript has 2 exons. Lineage: Eukaryota; Fungi; Ascomycota; Sordariomycetes; Xylariales; Hypoxylaceae. The record is from RefSeq and is a predicted model, not a curated record.
GGCAGGUCCGAAUAAAAGCAAUACAUCUGUUCUAAUAAGUGCCAGACAUACACUAAACACCGUAGACCCCUAGGUUCAUAGUAAUCUUCAUAGUAAUCACGCAAAUAUUCGUCUAUACGUAUUAUCCUAAAGAAAAUACGAAAAUACGAAUUAUCAAUAUGACGGAGGAAAGAAACGGGACGGGGGUUGUGAAGCCAACUCUGAAUUUACACCACCCCGUCAUCCAAAGUGUAACCCGAGAACGGCAUAGACAUAAUGCGGAAAUGCGCCGUGUCAGACAAGAGCUUACCAGGUUAGAAACAGAGCAGGAUCGCUUAUGGGUAGAAAACGAGCAGCUCAAAACUCUGCUGAAUCACUUACCCGACGAUAAUUCUUUAGAUCAGUUCGUUGCACGCAUCGGCGAAUUAGAAAAACAGAACGAUGCCCUCGAAGACGAAGUCCACAAAUUACAAGGCCUGUCCCCUGACGACGCGAGAGAGUUACGGGCUGAUCAUUUUCCUACGCACGCCCGUAAUAGUAUAACACGGGAUGACCUUGCCCUUGAAUACAGAAACUUCGUAGACGAAAUUAUAAAUCUCAUAUAUCAGUGGGUGUCACCCCUAUUAAACGACGAGAAGCACGCUGCCGAGGUUAUCCAAACCGCCGUAAGAGACGGGACCGCCAAGGAAUUCAUCGGUUGGAUGGAAGCGUACCCGGACAUUGCCCGGCUCUCGUCUUUUAACAUGUCAACCGAAUAUGUAAUCUUAGCCAUCGUCAUGCGAUGGAUAGACAACGAGAUCUUCGAGGCGGAGGUGUGCGGCAUCGCCCCCGAGAUUCUCACCGCGCUGGAGAACAUCGAAGACUCCCUUUACCACAACGUCAAACCGCAACCGCGCCCCGUCGAAAUCAGGAGAUGGCGCCAAAAUACAAACUACGCGCUACUACAGCAUCCCGAAUAUAAAAACACGCGCGACGCCCACGAGAAGAAACUGGCGGGUGACCUGCAGCACAUACUGCGCUUCCUCCCCGGCGCCGGCGCCGCGGGCGCGAUAGACAACAUCCGCAACACGAUGGUGUUCCGCGCGCUGGAGAUCAACGAGCUGUUCGCCACCUCGGUGGACCACUUCCAGCUCCAAGCGUGGGAGUUCCUCGCGGGACCCAACACAGUCGAGACCACAUCGGCCGCCGAGCUGUACGAGUACCGGGAAUGGUUCGAGCUCGAGGACCCGCUCGACAACGCCAACAAGGUCGACAUCGAGGACAAGAGCCUCGAGGAGGCCACGCGCAGGCUCGAUCCCGUCUGCGCGGUCAUCCCCGCCGUCGUGCUGAGACACGCCGAGAACCCCGACGACGUCACGCUGUGCUGCAAGUCGUACAUCGUCGCCUCGUGGGGACUGCCCAAGACUAGGGAACGCAAGUGGAACGAGCAGACGGCGAGCUUUUUGAACGAAUUGCUGUCGGGCUAGCGGGAUAGCUAGCUAGCUUCGAGAUGUUUUAAUAUUUAAUAGGGAGGGGAGGGGAGAGGAUGGGAUGGGAUGUGAUGCCGUUCGUCGACCGGAGGAACCAUGUCGGGUAGGACUGAUACCUACAUAGGGUUGGCUAUAGGUUAAGAGUGUCUGUAAGGGUAUUGGGAGCUGCUACCUACCUACCUAGGAGGCUUUGAGGUAGCGCUUUCUAUUCUCCCUGGAAUCGGGUUUCCACGUAUUAGUCUGCAUCGCGAGUAUAAGACAAGGUAGUUUAGCGAAUUUAAACGAAUUGUAUAAUGGUUUAUACAUACCUGUUAGUUAUUAAGAUAAGAAACUUAAGAGAGGUCACCGUCGGCCACACGUUUUUUAGUCCAGGCGUUGUAGUUAAGGCCAUAUAUAUACUCUGACCUCACUGUCCUUCUGAUCUAAGGGAUAGCUGCUGUCUAGUGUAUAUUGCAUAUCAGUAUAUUGUUUCGUAAAUGAACCCUUUGACCUCUCUUUUAGCAAAGUAUAUUAUGU